Cryptomeria japonica (Japanese cedar) is the source of this 1700-nucleotide messenger RNA. Its product is annotated as WUSCHEL-related homeobox 1. The transcript is spliced from 4 exons. Gene Ontology annotation, biological process: plant organ development. The record is from RefSeq and is a predicted model, not a curated record. Gene Ontology annotation, molecular function: DNA binding; DNA-binding transcription factor activity. Lineage: Eukaryota; Viridiplantae; Streptophyta; Pinopsida; Cupressales; Cupressaceae. The coding region runs from base 269 to 1585 and encodes 438 amino acids.
CAUCAAUAAUGGCAGCAGUAUCUUGCUGCUAUUGCACACGGUCCACCUAGUCUUCCACUGCUUUGCCUGUCCUUUCUUUCCUUCAUUCAUCAACUUCCAUACCCACAAAGAUGCUUUCACCUUCAUCCUUAUAACCCAACUUCACAUCACUCCUUAAGUCCCAUCUCUCCUUAAAUUCUUGCCAUUCAUAGGCCAUUCACAAAUCCAUGUUGUCUGUUAUGCUUCAGUAGGCUACAACUGGGUAAAGAGGGAAAAAGAGAAAAAGAAAAUGGACGCUAGAAUGGCAAGCAUGAAUACUGUUACAAGCAUGUCAUUUGCUUGUGAGAAUGGAGGGUUAAAUAAGCGUUUCAGGCCACUUGUGCCAAGACUAAGUAUUUCUCCAACUAGCACACCAAUGGCUAAUGCAUCUGUCUGGUCUCAACAGUCCCAUGAUCAGUACAGCCAGCAAGUUUUCUCUUCAACAACUGCUACUAAAAACCUCUCAAUGUCUGCUGCAGCCUGCCUUCUUGACAGAAAGAAUAUUAACAAGAUGGAUGAAGAAGCAGAAGUAAAUGUUAAAGACAGAGACCACAUUCAUAAGUUUACUGCAGGCAAUCAGCAGCAACAAAGUAUGAAGGAGGAAGUAGAAAGCUGUGCACAGUCUCAUCCUUCUGGAACAAGAUGGAAUCCAACACCAGAGCAGAUAAGAAUACUAGAAAUGUUUUAUAAGGGUGGAAUGAGAACACCCAAUGCAGAACAGAUCGAGCAUAUCACAGCACAGUUGAGACAAUAUGGGAAGAUUGAAGGAAAGAAUGUUUUCUAUUGGUUUCAAAACCACAAAGCAAGAGAAAGACAGAAGCAAAAACGUAAUAGCCUGGCAGCUGCAGCAGCUUCUACAAAAAGAAUCUCCCUCGAGGCAGAAAACAACAAUACUAAUGACCUUGAAAUGUCUAACUCCAACGGUGGACAUGCCUUCUACAAUUUGCCAUUUGCAUCUGAGACUUCUCAGCCUAUCUUCACUUCUUCCUCCUUGUUCAACAUGCCAUUCUCUAAGGGUCUGUCUUCAUUCAGUCUUGAUCUGACAACACCACAGCUACCUUCUAGUGGCAUAAAAAGAGAUCUAGAAUUCAAAGGUUGUUGUUAUGGGUCUCCACAAAAACAGCUAUUGAAUGAUUUAAGAGUUGGAUCACCUAACAACAACACUGGUGCACUGUGGGAUUCUUUCAAUGGAGAGGGAGGUAUGAUGAACAUGGCUUUAAAAGAUGUGGUUACUAAUUCAUGCAAACGCAAGAACAGAAUGUGGCAGACUCCCAAUGAAGAUCUCAGUCUGCACACAGAGAGCAGCUCAGAGUCAAUCUGCCUGCAAACAUCUCAUCCCAUGAAUCCAUCCACUUUAGAUACUAAAUACAUUCAAGGAGAAGAUGAAGAACAAGAUGGGCAACUUCAAACUCUUGAAUUAUUCCCAUUAUCUCCUGAGGGGUCUCUUAAAUCAAAAGGACAGAGCAAUGACAAACCAAUGCCAUUGCACAUUUCUUCUUUUGUGGGCUCUCCAACACAUUCCAGCCUUGUUGAGUUUCUUCCCAAGUCUUCAUUAUUCUCCAUUUGAGUUUCAUGCUUGUCCUCAACAAGCUUUUCUUUUCCAAUUUAUGUACUAUUUCAUUUCAUGGUUUGUACAUGUUACCUUAAGGCCAUAUGAAGACGUUGUUCUUUUUGUCUUUCUA